AGCUGCUGAGCGCCGGCCCCACGGAGCCCUGGUCCAUCCGCGAGAAGCUCUGUCUGGCCUCGUCCGUCAUGCGGAGCGGGGACCAGAACUGGGUCUCUGUCAGCAGAGCUAUCAAACCUUUUGCAGAGCCAGGACGCCCACCGGACUGGUUUUCCCAAAAGCACUGUGCAUCUCAGUAUUCAGAGCUCUUGGAGACUACGGAGACCCCUAAAAGAAAACGUGGUGAGAAGGGAGAGGUGGUGGAAACUGUGGAGGAUGUUAUUGUGCGGAAACUGACUGCGGAACGAGUUGAGGAGUUGAAAAAAAUGAUUAAGGAAACACAGGAGAAAUACAGGCAACUCAAGAAGGAUGCAGAGCUGAUCCAGGCUGGACACAUGGAUAACAGACUGGAGGAGCUGUGCAAUGAGAUUAUGAUAAAGAAAAAAAUGGAGGAAGAAGAGGCAGAAGUCAAGAGGAAGGCUACAGAUGCUGCUUAUCAGGCUCGUCAGGCCAUUAAGAAUCCACCGCGACGACUAACGGGUGUGAUGGUUCGCUCCCCUGCAGGCUCAACCUCCCCAGGGGGAGACUAUGCCCUGGGAGAUAUGUCUCAGCCCGCCAUGGACGAGGCCAGUCCAGGGGUCACUCCAGGGACAUUGCCCAGCACCCCAGUUGCCUCCUUCAUUGGAAUCCCUGACACCCCUCCAGGCUCUGCUCCCCUGGAUGCCCCCAUGACCCCAGUCACUGAUGAUUCACCCCAGAAAAAGAUGCUAGGACAAAAAGCAACUCCGCCUCCUUCCCCUCUGCUCUCAGAGCUGCUGAAGAAGGGCAGUCUCCUGCCCACAAGCCCCAGGCUGGUUGGUGAAAAUGAAAUGGCAGUGGCUUCUGGUCACAUGAACAGCUCAGGAGUCCUGCUGGAGGUAGGAAGCGUCCUUCCAGUGCUGCACAGUGGGGAAAUGCAGUCGGCACCUGGUGCUGUCCCUGCAUCUCCUGCUGCUUCAGAGCCUGUGCCCCAGGCAACCAUUGUCAUGAUGCCCGCGUUGUCAGCACCAUCCGUUGUGCCGCCAGCUGCCGCUCCAGAAAGCGUAGCCACAGUGAGCCAGCCAGAAGCCUGCGUUUCCAUGGAGGCAGUGUCUGAUUCCCAUACUGUGACAGUGUCCAUGGACAGCAGUGAAAUAUCCAUGAUCAUUGAUUCCAUCAAGAAAGAGUGCCUGGGUUCUGGGGCUGGCAGCGCUGCAGGGUCUUCCAAAGAUCACUGCAUGGAUGGGAAAGAAGACCUGGAUUUGGCUGAGAAAAUGGAUAUUGCAGUGUCCUAUACGGGGGAAGAGCUGGACUUCGAUACUGUUGGAAACAUUAUAGCCAUCAUUGAGGACAAGGUGGACGACCACCCCGAAGUCCUGGAUGCAGCAGUUGUGGAAGCUGCUCUGUCUUCUUUCUGUGAAGAUACCGAUGAUCCUCAGACUCUGCCUGGCCCCUGGGAACACUCAAUUCGUCAGGAGCACGAGAAGCAGGCCCAGAUACCCCAAGUGUCUGUGACUGUGAAGCAGGAGAGACUGGAGUGUGAGGAGCCAGAGGCAAAGGGAAUUCGAGACCUAAUGGGCAUUGGAGAGCUGGGAUCAGAAAUAAAGACAGAACCUGCAGAGCAGGAGCUGAAUCAGCUGGGCCCUGAGGAAACCAUACCAGCAAGUGCAAGAGUGACAGAAACACCAGAGCUUAGAAGUCAGGAGAUAGAAGAGGAUCAAAGAGCAGCGGUAGCAGCAGGAGAGACUUCUGAAAUCGAGAUAGAAUCAACCAAGGGAGAAGAUGCAGUGCACAAUACAGUCAAGACAGAGACCCCACCUGAUGAUGAUUCAUCCCCUCCACAAGUCCCAAAUGUGAGUGAAGACUCCUCACAGGCUGAUGUUCAGCACAAAUUUGAGCUGUCAGAGUCAAUGAAGGAGGAGGCCCAAGCCCUGUUUAGGAGUCAGAUGAAGGAUGGGCAGGGUGAAGAGGAUGAUGAGGAUGGUGCCAGCGAGGCUGCCAGUUUGGAAGAAGCCAAAGAAGAAGAUCAGGGUGAGGGAUACCUGUCAGAGAUGGAUAACGAACCCCCUGUGAGUGAGAGCGACGAUGGCUUCAGUGUCCAUAAUGCACCUUUACAGUCGCACACGCUAGCUGACUCCAUCCCCAGCAGCCCAGCCUCCUCGCAGUUCUCAGUGUGCAGUGAGGACCAGGAAGCGAUACAGGCUCAGAAGAUCUGGAAGAAAGCCAUCAUGCUAGUUUGGAGAGCAGCAGCUAAUCACAGGUACGCCAAUGUCUUCCUACAGCCUGUGACUGACGAUAUAGCACCAGGCUACCACAGUAUUGUGCAGAGGCCAAUGGAUUUAUCUACCAUCAAGAAGAACAUUGAGAAUGGGCUGAUACGAACUACAGCUGAGUUCCAGCGAGAUAUUAUGCUGAUGUUUCAAAAUGCAGUUAUGUACAACAGCUCUGACCACGACGUGUACCACAUGGCUGUGGAGAUGCAGCGAGAUGUCCUGGAGCAGAUCCAGCAAUUUCUGGCCACACAGCUGAUCAUGCAGACAUCGGAGUCGGGGAUCAGUGCAAAGAGCCUGCGUGGGCGAGACUCCACUCGCAAGCAGGAUGCUUCGGAGAAGGACGGUGGCACCAGAGGGCGUCGCUGUGCCAUCGAGGCCGACAUGAAGAUGAAGAAGUGAUGCUGCGGGCAGGCAGAAGAUGCCAGCGGAGGGCAAGCGAGACGCAGUCAGCAGCUGUCGGGGGAGGAAGAAAAGCUGCAGGUCCAUUUCUGGCACCCUUGUCCACCUUCUUCGCUUGCCCCUCUGGAAAGCAGUGUCUCAUCGGAAUGUGUAACCCAAAGAAACUUCCCUGGAGGGGAAGGCUAGCCCCCCUGCCUGUUUUAGGGCAGUCGUCUUGGGCUUCAUCAGUGUUCUGGUGUUAGCUAGCAACUGGUGGCUCGUAUGUACUGUAAUGUGAAGUGUACAGAUUUUUACUAGUGAUGUGUAAAUGUGUAUGUAUAUUAAAGUCUGGG
Eurypyga helias (sunbittern) is the source of this 3001-nucleotide messenger RNA. It is a transcript of the gene BRD8, whose product is annotated as bromodomain containing 8. The record is from RefSeq and is a predicted model, not a curated record. Gene Ontology annotation, molecular function: protein binding. The coding region runs from base 69 to 2669 and encodes 866 amino acids. The transcript is spliced from 20 exons. Gene Ontology annotation, cellular component: NuA4 histone acetyltransferase complex. Lineage: Eukaryota; Metazoa; Chordata; Aves; Eurypygiformes; Eurypygidae.